AUGGGGCCGCUGGUGCUCUUAAGCGGUCUGAGGAUGGCGCUGGCGCCGGGUCGGCGCCCUCGGCUGGGUCGGGCUAGCCUCUCCGGCAUCUGGGGCGCAAUCGAAGCUGGUCGUCCGCAAAGCGACGCGGGCGUCCCGCCCCGCGGGGAAGGCCUGCGCGGCCCCCGUCGCCUCGCCCGCGGCGAGGUGAGCCUGACUGUGCUUCGCUGCGGUGCUUCAAGUGGCGCGGUUGAGGAGCCGCAGAGAAAGGGCCUGCUGGGUAGGAUGACGUCCCGCGACUGCGUCGUGCUGAUGGCCAUGGGCGAUGCCCAUCAGCGCACGGGGGACUCGGUGCGGGCCUUGGCGGGGGAGGGGCCGGACCGAUCGGAGGAGGGGCCGUCGGUGGGGCCCAUGGCUGAUCCCGCGACUGCAGAGGCACUCGGUGAGGCACCAUCGGCCAGACCCGUGAUGCUGAUCCUGGUCGGGAUCCAGGGCUCGGGGAAGAGCACAUUCAGCAAGGACCUUGUGGAGAAGGGCAUGUCGACUUGGAUGCGAGUCAACCAGGACUCCGUGCGGUCUGGCGGCAGGGGAACACGGGAGCAGUGCCGGCGGGCCGCCAAGGAGUGUCUCCAAAGGGGCAUCAACUGCAUUGUGGACAGGAUGAAUCUGACUGCAGAUCAAAGGCAGACAUUCAUUCAGCUCGCUUUAGAGCUAGGCUGCGAGGUCCACUCUGUUUGUCUCAAUCUGCAUCCCAGGCUAUGUGCAACUCGUGUGGGACAGCGUGAAAACCAUGAGGGUGGUGUGGAAGGUCGGAUGGGAAGGCGUUUGGUCUAUGCAGCAUACAGCAACCUGUUCCAAAGUGGGCCACCAAGCACAAGUGAAGGCAUCAGGUCAGUGUCAAUUUGCAAUUCCCCAAAGGAUGCACAGAACGCUCUGCUUUUGUGGAGGAGCUUCUCUGGGAAAUUGCAGAAUGUGGAGGAAGCCGAUGGUUUCGGAGCAGUGGGGAAAAUGACCAGAUGGGGCAUUCGAUAUUCCCGACCACUGGGAAGUUUGAAGGCAAGUUUGGGGCAGACGAAAUCCAGGGUGAAGUGGAGUGCAGGAGUGGGCAAGCACAGCAGUCCGACUGGUGGCAAUCAGGAGAUCUCUCCUCCUGCCGUGAUGGAUGUAGUACCAGGGCGAAGGAAGCCAACCAAGUGCCAUCGUGUAGAUCGGUCCCCAAUGCAGUUGCGUGGGAAGAAGGGUGGGGCUGCUGCAUCUGGACUCCAGAUUCUGGAGAUGGGGGACACAGCCCAUCUGGCAGAAAGCAUUUUGGCACAUUCCUGA
Molecule: messenger RNA, 1302 nt
Organism: Ostreobium quekettii
Lineage: Eukaryota; Viridiplantae; Chlorophyta; Ulvophyceae; Bryopsidales; Ostreobiaceae
Source: the annotation of a GenBank genome assembly